Messenger RNA from Caenorhabditis sp. 36 PRJEB53466, 867 nucleotides. The record is from the annotation of a GenBank genome assembly. Lineage: Eukaryota; Metazoa; Nematoda; Chromadorea; Rhabditida; Rhabditidae.
AUGCAAUUUUUUCUCCUACUGUCCGUCUUUUUCGUUCAAGCGUUGACAAUUUCUUGCCAAAACGCAACUGAAAGUCUCGAUGAAACCGUCGUGAUUCCCACUUUGAAACCGACAAAGUUUCUGGAUAAAGUGCGUGCGAUCGGUCGGAAACAGGCGGUCGGAGUGCGAGGAAAACUGUUGUGCGGCGGCGUUGCGGUCAAAAAUGCCACCGUCAAGUUGUGGGAUAACGAUAUGUGUAAGUGUUAGGAAAGUUGAACAACCCUAAUCGAAAACUGUAAUAAUAGAACGACACUGUAUAUUCAAUACGAUAUAUCUCAAUUCUCUAGAGCUAUCAAAAAGUGGCAAACUAAUCAAUUAUUCCCUAAAACAUAUUGUACAUUUUAUCAAUUGACCACUUUUUGAUACCUCUACAGAUAACUGAGAUAGAUAGCCUUGAAUAAAGUGUACAUCUUUUCAUUUGGAAAGAUUGGAAUAACUUUUAAAGUGAAUUAAACAACACCUUUUCAAGAUUUAUUACUAGUGUGUCCAACAUAUAUUUUUCAGUCGACCCUGACGACCUAAUCGCCGAGAGCCACGUGAAACCGGACGGAACUUUCGAAGUGUUCGGGCUCGCAAUCUCGAUCACAAAAAUAGACCCGCAGCUCCGAAUCUACCACAACUGCCGUUCGGAAUCAAAGGAAUGCCGCCGAAAGAUCACUUUCACCAUCCCCGACAACUACAUCAACAAGGGACCGAAGGUAAUUGACUCGAGUGGAUCUCAAGUAUUAUUUUCUUCCUUCUUUCAUUUAGGUGACUAAAUGGUUCGAUCUGGGCACGCCGAACAUGGAAUUCGGAGUGAGACACAAGGAGGAACCGCAUUGUUUCUGA